Capsella rubella is the source of this 1064-nucleotide messenger RNA. Its product is annotated as acid phosphatase 1. Gene Ontology annotation, molecular function: acid phosphatase activity. The record is from RefSeq and is a predicted model, not a curated record. The transcript has 3 exons. The coding region runs from base 53 to 874 and encodes 273 amino acids. NCBI's taxonomy places the organism in Eukaryota, Viridiplantae, Streptophyta, Magnoliopsida, Brassicales, Brassicaceae.
ACAGAUCGCAAACUAAAACUAAUAAUACUCUUCUUCAACGAUCAUCAUCAUCAUGGCAAGAUCCUUGCUUCUCUCGCUAACCGUGGCUAUCCUCUUCAUCGGAGUGGUCUCAGCUCGUGACUGGAACAUCUUGAACCAGCUCAAAGGAACCACAACCACAACAAAGACUAGCGAAACCGCGGUCGCAUCUUCUUUGAAAGGACCGAACCUAAACGGAUACUGCGAGAGCUGGAGAAUCAACGUGGAGCUUCACAACAUAAGAGACUUUUUGGUUGUGCCACAAGAAUGUGUGUGGUUCGUCCAAAAGUACAUGACCUCGUCUCAAUACGAGGAUGAUGUGGAGAGAGCCGUUGAUGCAGCUAUCCUUUACCUUGGGAAAACUUGUUGCGAGAAGAAGAAGUGUGAUGGCAUGGAUGCUUGGAUCUUUGACAUUGAUGAUACUCUUCUCUCUACCAUCCCUUACCAUAAGAGCAACGGCUGUUUCGGCGGUGAGCAACUUAACACGACCAAGUUCGAGGAAUGGCAAAGUUGGGGCAAAGCACCAGCCGUUCCAAACAUGGUGAAGCUGUUCCAUGAGAUCAGAGAGAGAGGUUUCAAGAUCUUUUUAAUAUCUUCUCGUAAAGAGUAUCUCCGAUCCGCCACCGUCGAAAACCUCAUCGAAGCCGGUUACCACGGCUGGUCUAACCUCCUUCUCAGGGGAGAAGCAGAUGAGAAGAAGAGUGUGAGCCAAUACAAAGCAGAUUUGAGGACAUGGCUUUCAAGUCUUGGUUACAGAGUUUGGGGAGUGAUGGGUGCACAAUGGAACAGCUUCGCAGGUUGUCCAGUUCCCAAGAGAACCUUCAAGCUCCCUAACUCCAUCUACUAUGUCGCAUAAUCAAAACCAUUCUUAUUGUCCUAACCAAAAACAAUAAGAUCAGAGUUAACUCUGAUUCUUGAGUCUUUCUUUUAUGUCUCUUCCAUGAUCAAAUGCUUAUGAUCUCAUGAACCAUGAUCAUCUUUGUUUGUCUUCUUUUUUUGGUAUUACCAUUAUGGGCCUUUGUGAAAUUGAUUUUGGGCUUUUGUUA